This is a messenger RNA of Contarinia nasturtii (swede midge), 552 nucleotides long. Its product is annotated as carbonic anhydrase 1-like. Bases 1 to 552 code for a protein of 183 amino acids. Gene Ontology annotation, cellular component: cytoplasm. The record is from RefSeq and is a predicted model, not a curated record. Gene Ontology annotation, molecular function: carbonate dehydratase activity; zinc ion binding. The transcript has 3 exons. Lineage: Eukaryota; Metazoa; Arthropoda; Insecta; Diptera; Cecidomyiidae.
AUGUUUAACGCAAUAUUCGGCUUCAUUUUUGAACAAAUGCACUUGCAUUGGGGCGAAAAAGAUGAUCAUGGUUCAGAGCAUGUAAUCGAUGGCAAAAUUUUUUCGGGUGAAAUUCAUUUGGUCCAUUUUAAUUCGAAGUAUGGUGAUUUCGAUACGGCUGCGAAUCACAGAGAUGGUCUAGUUGUAGUUGCUUUUUUUAUUCAAGCAAAAGGUGACAAGAAAAAUAAAAUGUUUGCCAAAAUCACUGAUCAAAUUCCGAACGCUCGAGAAUUGCACGCGAAAUCGUUUUUGGCGGCAGACUGUUUGAAAUGGAUGUCGACGCAGGAGUUAGACAAGCAUUAUUUUAUGUAUCAUGGAUCAUUAACAACACCGCCGUACAGUGAGGCGGUCACUUGGAUUAUCUAUCGCAAACCGAUUCACGUGUCAAAACAACAGAUAGCCGCUUUUCGUAAGCUCCGUGCAGCUGAUAAUAUACAUCAAAUCACGAAGAAUCGUCGCCAACUGCAAACACCACAUAAACGACUAACGGUCAUUUUCGCAGGAAAACCGUGA